AUGCACUUCUCCAAGAUCCUCACCAUCUUCACCAUCGGCAUUAGCGCCGCCGCCGCCACCGGCAGGUUCCAGGACGAUAGGAACCACCUCGCCGCCACUGGCAGACACCACGGCCGUGAGGGUGAUCCUUCCACCGACGGCCAGGACACUACCGGUGACAGCGGUGACACCGAUGAUACUGCUUCCAGCAGCAGGCGCGGCCGCAAAUUCCACGCACUCACUGCCAGGAGCCCGGCCGGCCCGCACGGCAGCCGCCGCCACGGUCGUGAGGGUGACCCUUCUACCGACGGCCAGGACACCACUGGCGACAGCGGUGACACCGAUGACACAGCCUCCAGCAGCAGGCGCGGUAAGACCCACAGACUCGCUGCCAGGAGCCCCGCCUGCAGGCAGCGUGGCGGCCAUCGCCAUGGCCGUGAGGGCGACCCUUCCACCGACGGCCAGGACACCACUGGCGAUAGCGGUGACACCGAUGACACUGCUUCCAGCAGAAGGCGCGGCGGCAGAUCCAGCGAGUUAGCAAGCAGCGUCCGUUAG
Pyricularia oryzae 70-15 is the source of this 537-nucleotide messenger RNA. RefSeq lists its product as uncharacterized. The transcript has 2 exons. The record is from RefSeq and is a predicted model, not a curated record. The coding region runs from base 1 to 537 and encodes 178 amino acids. NCBI's taxonomy places the organism in Eukaryota, Fungi, Ascomycota, Sordariomycetes, Magnaporthales, Pyriculariaceae.